CGUUGUGUGUUGGUUUAGUUUCCGGGGACAGUAAUACGGGACGGACUGACCUGUGCGUGGAUUCAUUCAGCGAAUAUUCUCAUAUUUACGUUAAAUACACGUUAAUAUUUCAGCACGUUGUGUAAAAAGACAUAAAGAAAAUACUAGUAUUUACAACCAGGGAGUGUAGACUGAAUAUUAAGGUGACGAGUUUAUAUUUGCUCCAACAUGGCGGCUGCUCUCUCCUCUUCAAACUGACUGUUUUGGGCAAGAAGCUGAAGAUGUUACUCACAGCUCGCCGCCUGUCCAAAGUGCUGCAGCUCACCCUGGCGGUCAUCAAACCAGAUGCUGUGGCUCACCCUGUGAUGCUGGAGGCUCUUCAUCAGAGGAUCCUGGACAACAACUUUGUCAUUGUUAAAUGCAAAGACCUCGUGUGGAGGAGACAGGACUCUGAGAGGUUUUACGCUGAACAUUCAGGGCGAUUCUUCUUCCAAAGAUUAGUUGAAUUCAUGUCAAGUGGUCCGAUGCGAGCGUACCUUUUAGCCAGAGAGGAUGCCAUACGUCACUGGAGAGAACUGAUGGGGCCAACUAAAGUUUUCAGAGCCAGAUACACAGCGCCCGAGUCUAUCAGGGGCCAAUUUGGACUCUCAGACACACGAAACACCACUCAUGGCUCAGAUUCCAUUGAGUCGGCACGGAGAGAAAUCGAUUUCUUCUUCCCAGACUUCUGUAUGGAGGAGUGGAUGGACAAAGAGGAACCAUUGUUCAGAUCUGGACAAAUACAUUAUGACGAUCAAAAACAGAUACACACUCUUUCAACCCAAAGCUGACCUCAGAACUGCUCAGAAUCCCUCAAGACUACGUAGAAAGUCUGCAAUUGUUUGUCGAUUUGCUCACACAAAUGCCAUCUGCCAGUAAAGACGCUUCAAUCCUACAUGCUCUAUAUAAAAUGUAUGUGUGACCAUC
Molecule: messenger RNA, 945 nt
Organism: Notothenia coriiceps (black rockcod)
Lineage: Eukaryota; Metazoa; Chordata; Actinopteri; Perciformes; Nototheniidae
Gene: nme6
Product: NME/NM23 nucleoside diphosphate kinase 6
Exons: 6
Coding region: 261-809 (182 amino acids)
Biological process (GO): negative regulation of cell growth; GTP biosynthetic process; UTP biosynthetic process
Cellular component (GO): mitochondrion
Molecular function (GO): nucleoside diphosphate kinase activity
Source: RefSeq, a predicted model, not a curated record